This is a messenger RNA of Echinostoma caproni, 1287 nucleotides long. NCBI's taxonomy places the organism in Eukaryota, Metazoa, Platyhelminthes, Trematoda, Plagiorchiida, Echinostomatidae. The record is from the annotation of a GenBank genome assembly.
AUGUUCCAUUCGCAAGGAAUACGGCCCAAUUUAGGCUCGAUUUCUGCAUCUGGUGUGUCAAUCCAAAAUUCGUUACAGCACCCACCGUUACCGACAGGCAGCUUACUGUACCGGAAAGUGCAUCCCGAUAAGUCUUGUGGUCGUUGGUCCGAUGCCCACGUGCGUAUUGCUCGUUUCAUCCAUGUUUGUCAAUCGUUGCGACCGGGAUCAUCACACCGGGAUGAUCGUAAACACAUCUCUCCAGGCACCAGUUUCCCUACAACGCCCCAUUCUGUAGUGAGACCAGUUGCACGUCCUGCCCAGCCCCAUCCUUUAAAUUCACGUACCGUUCUGAAUCCAAAUAUUGCACAUCACCCACCUCGUCUGCAUAGUCCACAAAUGUUGUCCGGUCCACGUCAGUGGGAUAGUCUAGUACAUCCAAGACCUUUGAAUCAGCCACCAAUUUCGACUGCCAAUAUGAAUUCGGGAUCAACGAAUACAUCCGUGGAGGAUCUCGAGAAAAAUGCGUUUUGGAACUACAUGAAUAAUGUGAUGGCCAGUCUACCCCCAUCUGAGCUGGUACCAAGCCAUUCUGUGCACGGUACCGAAGCGAUGGACCUAUUCUGGACUUCGGUAUUGCAAAGGUUGGGCAGAUCAGCCAACAGCACGAUUGGUAAAAACAACAACAACAACGCCCAUUUGAAUCUGAAUAACCAUCCCACAAAUCCUAAUGCGUCUAACAAUUGUGGAAAACAGCCAGCACAACUCUACUCCACUUCCAGCCGUACCAACUCCGGUCUCACUUCGUUGUCAUCUGAGCCGACCUUGCCCAGUGCGGAUCACAUUCCACUUCACGGACCGAGACAUGCCCCAUCCAAUCCACCCAUGUUUCCUCACCCAAGUAAUUCCUUGCGGCACGGUUCUCAUUCAGGACCACAUGUUACGCCACAGUUAAAUCAUAUGGACGGGAAUGGUAUUCGACUUGGAUUGGAUAUGAAACGACCACGUCUUGAACCGACAUUGGGUCACUGUGAUCAAACUGCUCAGACUCCGUUUCCGCUUCUUCAGAGGCUGCCGCAUCCGAAUGCCCUAUCCACUAGUGCUCCACCUCAUAACAAGCAGGAUUUACUUGAGGCUGCAGCUAGACUGUUAAAUGGAUUUCAUGCACUUCCUCCGGUUCCUACGGGUGGUGUUAUGCACCAAACAAAUCUUGGUCUGAACGAACCAAGUGGGCCCGAUAGUCUGGACAAAAACCGGUUAAAAAUGGGCGGCGUAGCAUCAAAUCUAGCUCCCAUUCAUCGCUGGUGA